Chaetomium globosum CBS 148.51 is the source of this 2844-nucleotide messenger RNA. RefSeq lists its product as uncharacterized. The record is from RefSeq and is a predicted model, not a curated record. NCBI's taxonomy places the organism in Eukaryota, Fungi, Ascomycota, Sordariomycetes, Sordariales, Chaetomiaceae. The transcript has 8 exons. Bases 1 to 2844 code for a protein of 947 amino acids.
AUGGGCGCCUACGUCUCCAGCGCUAACUGUGCGGCUCGUCAUGGGAUCACUCCCAACUGUAACGUAGUCCUCUCGGAGGACAACACGACGGCCGUCUCCCUCGGAGGCAUCGAGAUGGGACAAUUCCCCGGUGACCCCGAUAUUGCCGGCGCCGGUGUGCUUGGGGCGUUUCUCUGCGUUACCGUGGCGUCGCUCCUGCUCUCCAUCGCCAGCUCAGCGUGGUGGUCCGCCAAAAACAUCUUCGGAGUUGUGAACCGGCUUACCAGAGAAGAGAAGGCCAUAAAGAACUGGCAAAUCUCCAUUGCCGGCAUUGUCGAGGCCCUGGUCAUUACUUGCAGCGACCAGCAGGUCUUCACGGGCGGCGCCUACGCCAUCACUCUACGCUACGCCAAAGCCUGCUCCAUCUCGGCAUACCAUUACAACAUCGUAGCCAACAUUCUCCUCGUCACCUGCGCCACCCAUCUAAUGGCCGUGACCGUGGCCCGACACUACUGGCAGCACCCCUACGUCGGCGUCCUCCGAAUUACAGUCACGACCCUCGUUUUCGUCAUCACUGGCGUUCUGUUAUCGAACCAAGGGUCAGGGUCAUUGGGAUUUCCUACCGAAAUACCGUCAUACACGGACCAGUACAGCCCGAUGCUGUUGCCGGCCGCCUGCUUCCAGACGGGGGAUUAUACGUUUGAUAAGGAGAUCAAGAAGGCGGUCAAAGCCGGCUCGGCCACGGCCUUCUUCACAGGGCAGAUCCACGGGUGGACCAACUACCUGAUCAUGUUUCUGUUUUAUCUCAUUGCCGUGGGUGUGAGCUUGGGACGGGUAAUCCGCCGAGGGAUGGGCCGCAACGGCAGGAGGAAGAGGUUCGUGGCGGGGUUGAAGAAAGUGUUUCCGUUCCUCUUCGUCAUCAAGCGGUUCUUUUACGCCAUCUUUGGGCUCUACCUGUUGGCGGGAAUUGCCCUUUCUAGUUGGACGGUGGCAAACGCAGCGAUCUAUGUCCUUCGUCUACGCUCAUGGGUGGACAGGUCUGGAUGGAUACAAUUGAGCAACAACGGGAACCCAGAAAACGACCCUUCCACUUUCGGCCAGCUCGUCCCAGUCCUGCUGAUGUCUCUCACGAGAGGAUCCACGCUCGCAAACGACGGGCCCAGACGUCUCGAGAACGCCUGCCGUUGCCACAGUGCCUGCAACCACCGGCGCGACUCCGAUCUCAACUCCCACUCGCCCUCCCGCUCGCCCUCUCCCUCCACUCGCACGCAUUACUCCACCAUCUCUACCGCCAACGCCUGUUCUAUGCACGAAUGCGACGGUAGCCGCAGCGAUGGCAGACAUGAUGGGUUGUACGACUACCCAUACAACAACGACAAGCACAAGACUGAGCCGGUGGUGGGGAUUAGGCAGGUGGAGGAGGAGGAGGAGGAGGCGGAGCCGGUAAAUAUCGACAUCGAUGAUGGGCCAAACCGCGGACAUGACCAUCCUCCGACAUACGGGCAGACAUAUGGCGGGCACGGGUUUGGCCCAGUUGAGAGGUCUAGUGUUGAUAUCGGCAUCAGUGGGGAUCAAAGGAGAUGGACCACCCCUGCUGGGGGUAUGUGCUACGCCGAGGUCGCUGUCGUGACAUCGCCUUUCGCGAACCUCACUCCCAUCUAUGAGGUCGAUCCGGAUGCUGAUGUCUUGCUGAUUGUGUCCGGGACGCCAUCCAACCAGGCUUUGACACCGCAGGAUGGGCUCGGAAUACGUCUUAACGGUCCCAAUGAGCAAGACAAUUCCCGGCAUGUCACGUCUACCGCUCAAUCGGGCCUGCGCAUCAAGGUUUCUUCAAGGCACCUCGCCCUUGCUUCCCGUGUUUUCAAAAACAAGCUGCAUUUCGGCAUCGCAAAGGGUGCGCGGCAGUCAGAUGGCCGAUGUCCAAGGCCAUGGACAUACGAAACACUGGCCCAAAUCGCCCUCGUCGUCGACCGCUUCCAGCUCUACGACGCGGUGGAGGUGUACGCCGACAGGUGGAUCACUAACCUCGAGACCAGCCAGCCAGACACGGUCGACAACGACCCCAUCCCCUGGAUCUACAUCAGCCACAUCUUCCGGCACGCCGCCAUCUUCAAAGCCGCCACCAAGCUCGCCGCCGCCCGCUCCACCGGCCCAAUCCCGACCUACGGCCUGCUCAUCUGCGAGAAGAUCAUCCAAAACAUCAACACAACCCGCACCGCCCUGCUCACCCGCACCCUCACCCACCUGCACACCACCCUCGACACCCUCGCCUCCACCCCCACCCCCUCCCCAUCCCAAUCUGCACCAUCAUCAUCCCCACCAACAGCCUCAACAACCAACGCGCAACUCCUCGGCGAACUCAUCCAAGCCCUACACCCGCACCGCCUCGUCUGGCCGCGCCCCACCGCCCCCUUCCCCGGCGUGUCCUUCACCACCGUGGCCGCCGCCGUCGAGGGCGGGUUGGCGGGGCAUCGGCGGCGGGAGCGGGAGCAGAAGCGGGAGAAGGAGCGCGCGGCGAGGCUGGCGGUGGAGGUGGAGCCGUGGUAUAUGAGGAAGGCGUCGGCGGCGGGUUCAGGUUCGGUGAAGGGAGGGGAUGGGCUUUGGAGUGGGGGUGCGGAGGGCGCGCGGCCGGGGUGGGGCGUUGUGGGGGGGAUUCAGCUGCCGAUUACGCCGGCGGCAUCGCCGGAGCCGGUUUAUGCUGCGGGGGGGAGGGGGUUUGAGGGGGGGGUUGGGAAGGGGGGUGGGGAUGGGGAUGGUGGUGGUGAGGUGAGGGAGGUUGUGCUUGGGUUGGUGGGGCUGGCGAGGUUUGGGGAUGAGGUGAAUGGGCUGGUGUUGGAGGGCAAGCUGGGGUAUUUGUUGUAUUAG